GGAACGUUUUGCAUUUAUGUAUUGAUAUGUAUUUCGAAUAUACGAAUACGAAGUACGAUCAGCUGUGACAACAUGGCGGGCAUAUCGUCUAUUGCUCGAGCGAUUUAAAUUAAGAUAACGUAGAUCCACACAGAAACAAAGCCACGCAGUUCUAUGUGUUCGUUAGCGGCGCAAACAAGGUUAGCGUAAAUUGGCUACAUUUAGAAUAAAAACGUGAUAGAAAAAAUUUAUUAUCAACUAUACAGUUCUUCAUGUCGCUUAUUGCAGUUUUACAUUGUGAAUCAUCACUAAAGCUACACCAUUGAUAUGUAGCAGAAGAUACUGCAACGCAUGUUUUCAACUACCAUUGCGUCAUAUCCGAUGACGAAAGUAUCAAAAUCAUUUACAGCAUCAAUUUUGCUCUCAUCAACUGCAGCUUAAAGAUGACCAUUGAUCAAUCCUGAAAUUCUGCGAGAAAAAUCAACGAGAAAUUAAUUUGUGCUUUAUUACUUAUGCAUUUAACGAAAAUGCGUUUGGAUUGAAACAUAAGAGCGUUUCAAGCGGAAAUGCGUUUAAAAAAUUGUGUUUUUACGUCGUAAAUGUAAGAACAUAAAAAAAAGUUGACUAGGGGAAAUUAAUACAAUUUAAAUUGAAUCGAUAAUGUUUCAACAGUUGGAGAUUAAAGAAAAGUUUAAGCUUUUUAGGAAGGAUGUGUGUGGUGUGCUAAUUUGUCAUACUAAUACCAUAUAGUCACGAAUAUCGCGUAAUUGCGAGCGCCCGGUAUAUAGUCUUGAUAACGAGACAAGAUAGCUAUCUUAAAUUUUCGAGAUACUGUGACAGCUUCAAUGAUAAAAUAAGGACAUUUUAUUACUAUUCUUUUAUAAGUUCUGUAUCGCGCAUAUAUGUGUAUUUGUACAUACAUUGGUAUAUCUAUAAAAUCUCUUCUGUGAAGUCUCUUAACAAGUUCUUUCGAGAUCACGGGAGAGACUGGCUGCUUUAAAAAUAAGUUUAUUAGAAUCUGCGCGAUUAUAGAAAUCUUUUAAUAAGGCUCUGGAAAUUCUUCAAUUUACGUUUCAGACAAAUUGUGAAGUUUGUUAAUUAUAUAUUUGUGCGAGUAAUAUAUUAAAAAGGAUAACGUGGAGCCAGUGUGUGUAAUAAAAUAAUAAAAAAAAAAAAGAAAUAAGAGGUAGCCACUAAAAUGAUAAAUAAUCAGCAUUGUGUGAUUCUCAAUACUGGUGAGACCAAUAAUUAUCAUCAACCGGUCUCGGCUAAGCCCUCGGUUGUUUCUGUAUCAAGUAUCGAUUCUGAUGUCAGCGAUAGAAGGGAUGUACGUGAGGAAUUGUAUGCCGGAAUUUUUAGGAGACACAGAAAAACUAUACUGGUAUUAGGCAGUUUUCUUAAGAUGUUAAGAAAAUAUUUGAACAGAUUGCACGCUUUGAGCCGAGUAUACGCCUUAAUUGCUUUAAGAUUUGAGACACAAAAAUAUUGGUAAUAUCGUUUUUUUCUCUGUAUUUUAUCAUGCACAUUAUUUUGUAUUUUUAUUUUGAAAUGUCUGUUUCAUUAUAUAUCUCAUGUUUAAAUGCAAUGUUUAAAAUUUUUUAUAAUGUUUAAAAAAUGACACUUCACGCUUUCACAAUGUAUCAAAUCUUUGUAUACAAUUCAAAAAAAUUUUAUCACGAACUAUGUAUCGUAUUUUAAUGUUGCCGAUAUUAUCUAAAUUGGUCCAUGAAAUCGGCCAAUAUCUUAAUGUAUAUGCAAUUAUUGUCUGUGUUAUUAUUAACGAGCUUAAUAUUUAUGAAGGGCGUGCGCGCCACAUACGCGCGCUCGCGCGCGCAUACACACACAUAACAAACUAAGGGCAUACCUAACAGUAUAAGAUUUGAUAGUUAUAGAUUAAUGCGAAUAUAUCAAAUCAAUGCCUUAUUAUUUGAUACUUUGACAUCUUUUCUAGUUUUAUCGGUUAAUCGAGUAAUUAUUGAAAUUUAUUACUAACUCAAUCAAAGCUCUUUGCCGUAUAUACCUUUUUGCAUGAUCCAUAUCUUCAUACUAUGCUGUCAUACAUACAAAUACUGCCAUUAGAAAAUAAAACUACGAUACGGUAGACGUGAAUUAAUGAGCAAUUCAGAAAACAGUCAUGCGUUUAACAAUUUCCUAAAAUAUACCUAAACGACAAGUUUUAAAUAAGUAUCUACCAAAUGAGAUAAAUAUGUGUCUUUGUACUUAGCCGAAUCAUUCGUUGUCGUAAGACUGAAAGAUGUGCUCUUUUGGAAAAUUAAAUGUGCCCUGUGCUAUUUUAGAGAAAGAGAAAGAAAGAAAGAAAGAAAAAGAGAGAGAGAAAGACAAAGAAAGAAAGAACUUUUUUGUAUUUGUCAAUUUCUGGAUUGCUAUAGAUUUAGAAUUGGGCGUAUACAAUAAUACAAAGCAUAUUUUCUAACAGUCAUUUGCGUGAUAUUGCUAUUAAGUAUUGUUGCAUAUGUAUUGCAAUAGCAUUUAGAGAUUUAUUUGAAACUUUAAGAUAUACUUGAAAAUUGUAUUUUUUUUAUGCCAUAAUAGUUUUUAUGAACUUAAAAAAGAAACAUAUUGGCGCGUCUUUUAAGCAGCAGUAAGGCGAAAAUUUAUACUGACAGCUUUAUCAGAUUAUUUGUGCAUAUAUUUAAACAUCGCAUAACGUAGACAUAUGUAACGUUAAUUACAAAAUAGGAUUUUUAUUGAAGACCGAUGUAAAAGAAGAAGCGACAGAUAUUUUGUUUGUUUGAUUGUCAAGAUUCUAUAUGAUUUUUUUUAACAAGCAAUUAUGUUCUAAAUGCAUUAUUGUGUGUGCUGGGUGAGAAAAGUUUUUAUUAUCACUUUAUAUAACGUAUUAUUAUAGAAUGUAUCACACAAGAAAUCAGAUGUGUAUGUGAAACACAUAAUAAAGUAUUUAUAUUAUGUUUAAUAAAAAAAA
Molecule: messenger RNA, 2923 nt
Organism: Cataglyphis hispanica
Lineage: Eukaryota; Metazoa; Arthropoda; Insecta; Hymenoptera; Formicidae
Exons: 3
Coding region: 1178-1471 (97 amino acids)
Source: RefSeq, a predicted model, not a curated record